This is a messenger RNA of Parasteatoda tepidariorum (common house spider), 873 nucleotides long. RefSeq lists its product as uncharacterized. The record is from RefSeq and is a predicted model, not a curated record. Lineage: Eukaryota; Metazoa; Arthropoda; Arachnida; Araneae; Theridiidae.
UAAGUAUAGUAUAAAUAACCCUUUACGUUGGCUGCUCGCGUUAUUAGUCAAGCUUAGUACGAAAUUGUUAUUAGAGAUUGUUUCGAAGUAGUCGUAGGUGUUUUGAAGUCCGACAAAUGUCCGAAGAACAAACUAUUCCAAAAACACAUCACGAAGCUUUGGAUGUGUUCAUUCAUUCGAAAGUUGGAUUUCCAGGAGCCUGGUCCGAGGAGAAGGUCCAAACUCUUUUAGAUCUCUGGGAAGAUGUGUUGUCGAGACCACGGUCUCGUCGCUACAGUGUCUCCAAGAGAAUAUGCAAGCGUCUUCUCGGCAAGGAAGAGUUUAAAGAGUUCAACAAAGAUGAUGUGUUUCGUCAGAUGAGUCUUUUGAGUAAAGAAUAUUAUUCUUACUUAGGCUUUCAGAUGAUGGGUGUCGAGAUGGCCAGACCUGCCUGUGUCGAUCAAUUGGAUAGGAUAUUCAGCAAAGCAAAAGUAAAGCCUCUUCGUCAAACUGGAUCGAGACCAAGGCGUAACACGGAACCUACAAAGCAAUCUGAAAUAUCCGAAGAUUCAGAUCACUCGAGGAGCCAGUCAGUCACCUACGGAGAGAAGGAACCAAAGGCAGACCCUACUAAAGCCGAUGAUGCUCUAAGCAAAACUAGACGUGGUCGCUUUCCGAAAAUGAAUAUUCAGAGGUUGAUUCGAACGAUGGUCAGUCAGCAAACCGCCAUGAUGGAACAAGUUCAGAAGCUCUUUAGUUCACUGGAAGAAUCUAAUUCAAAGACGGCAGCCUUGUUGGAAGACUUGGUUUUGUUCCAAAAAACGAAGCAUUCGACAGUCGGUGAAAAUUAAAAGCUAGAACUGUAAACUUUGACUAAUAAAUUUCUUAAUUAUC